AUGGAGGAAGAACGUGAAGAACAGAGGUACAUAAAGUUACGAGGGGCAGAGAACCGGCCCGUAUGGAGGUUCCAGAUGAGAAUCCAACUCAUGGCAAUUGAGGGGUACGGUAUUGUCCAAGGGGAAAAUCCGAAACCUGCGAUUGUGACUGAUCCACCCCCGACACCAUCAGAGCAAGCUGCCUUCGCACUGAAGCUGAAGCAGUGGGAGAAAAUAGAGGGAAAAGCACAACGCCUCAUCGUAAACUGCCUGAACGAGACGACGAUGCACCACGUGAUGACCUGCACGUCUGCCAAGGAGAUGUGGGAUGCUCUGAACGAGGUCUACGCAAGCAAAACAGAGACUGCAGUCCACAUGCUCCAGCAGGAGUGGUUCGUGCUAUCCAAGGAUCCCAGGGAUGACAUCGCAGAACACGUCUCCAAGGUACAGAGCGUCGCUCAUAAACUCAAGCCUCUGGGUGAGACAGUUUCAGAUUGCACGAUUAUGACAAAAAUUCUGUUGACACCGCCACCCACCUUGAAUCAUUUUUAUUCAGCCUGGGAGUCCACUGCCAUGUCAGAUCGAACACUGACAGCAAAACAGGACGCGAGCAGCGGCGAAAAGUCACGUUGGAAGAAAAAGGGGCAAGGUCAUGGGAAAAAGCCUGGAGAGUGCAAUUAUUGCCACAAACAAGGUCACUGGGAGUAUGAGUGUCGCGAGAAACUGAAACACCUCUCCCAACACUACGAGGAGGACUCGAAGACGCCCAAAACCCAUGGAGGAGCCCUGAUGACUCACGUACUAUCCACGUUACCCACAUCGAACAGUUCAACUGAGGACUGGUAUCUGGACUCAGCAGCGUCGAGUCACAUGUUACCUAGAGAAGAGUGCUUCGUCAACUUGGAGCCCCUAGACUGCCCUGAACAAAUCGUGAUUGGUGAUGGGAAAAUCAUCAUAGGAGCUGGCAGAGGAAACAUUAACGUUCUGGCCUUUGAUGGAAAGGAAUGGGUAGAGAAGCACAUACAUGACGUUCUGUUGGUGCCAGAGCUCAAAUUCAACUUGUUUUCAACAGCAGCCGCAACUGACAAGGGUCUCGUAUACGUAGCCACAAGCACAGGUGCUUGGUUCAAGAAAAAUGGAGAGACAGUGGCAGUUGGAGAGCGUGAGGCCAUGUCCAUGAAGUUUAGGACGGUGUGCUCACAAGAAGCUGUGACAUCAGGGGGCAAGCCAAGGGAGCCAAAAGCGCUGAUAUCUUCGCUCAAGAUCUGGUAG
Messenger RNA from Diachasma alloeum, 1251 nucleotides. RefSeq lists its product as uncharacterized. NCBI's taxonomy places the organism in Eukaryota, Metazoa, Arthropoda, Insecta, Hymenoptera, Braconidae. Gene Ontology annotation, molecular function: nucleic acid binding; zinc ion binding. The transcript is spliced from 2 exons. The coding region runs from base 1 to 1251 and encodes 416 amino acids. The record is from RefSeq and is a predicted model, not a curated record.